AUGACUCAUCCUAAUAAUCAACAGCCUAAAUCUUUGGAUAAAGAUGAGUUUUUGAGCAAUCCGUGUCGCCAUAGAGACCAGAAACCGAAUUCAUCAGAAAAGAAAAAUAAAGAGUUAGGAAGCAGAGGGCAUAGUUUCCUGGUCAGCUUUAUCCAAAGUCACAACAAAGGAAAUGAAACAAACCGAACAAUCGUUGUGACAUCAGAAACUGAUUUCAAUUUAACUGUUUCACUGCCAGAGAGUCAAACUUCGAGUCUGAUAUCCGUAUAUAGUCAUAGAAAUGGAAACAUCACCAUGAAGAAGUUAGAUGUACACUAUUCUCUUGUUCCUUUUUACUUCACCCCUGAAUAUAAAGCUAUUAUCAUCCACACCUCAGUCCCAACAUCUGUGUUGUCAUAUCACGAUUAUAUUUCAUCCUCGGGUAGCACAACAGUGUUUCCCAUCGACAAGCUUUCAACAUCCUACAUCAUAUCAACAGCGACACCGGCACAUUACACAUUAGACAGUGGAAGUCAUUUCACUGUUGCUUCGAUAAAAGAUAAUUCACUUGUUACCAUAAAGUUUACUACAGAUCAUGACAUAAAUAUAUUACUCCAAGGAAGAAAUUAUGGAAGAGGUGACACAUUCCAUAUAAUUUUGAACAAGUAUCAGACAUUUCAAAUUGGUAUUAAAGCAGAUAUGUCAGGGACAACGAUUACGUCUUCAAAUCCUAUCGCUGUCUUUGCAGGGAAUAGGUGCACCGAUGUUGGGUAUCAUGGAGCCUGCAGCAUGCUUAUGGAAAUGGUUCCCCCAGCUGACAAACUCGACACCAUUUUUAUUGUUCCACCGAACAUUCAUAGAUACCAAUCGCGU
This is a messenger RNA of Saccostrea cuccullata (small rock oyster), 852 nucleotides long. Its product is annotated as IgGFc-binding protein-like. The annotation marks the transcript as partial. NCBI's taxonomy places the organism in Eukaryota, Metazoa, Mollusca, Bivalvia, Ostreida, Ostreidae. The record is from RefSeq and is a predicted model, not a curated record. The transcript is spliced from 3 exons.